AUGUCCACUAAAAUCAAAGAUAAUUAUUGCGUAGCAUGCGGUAGCUCACCACCAUCACCUAGUAAAAGACUAAAAAUUAAAUGUGCUUACUGUAAACAAGACUAUCACAUUCAAUGUGUGAACAUAAAAAUUGAAACAUACAAGGAUCUAAGCAGAGUUGCAAGAACGUCAUGGAAAUGUUCCACUUGUAUAAACGUUACCACUCGCCGCAAAGGGGACAACAAUAACAACCCGAUGUCAGCUCGUCGUCCUGCGACGCUUGAUGACUCCAAUAUGUCAAUAGAUGAAAUAACCCACCUAGAUCCAUCUGGCUCUGGUAGCCGUAUUCAGGAGCCUAUACCCAUUACUGACAACCUUACACUUAACAGCAUAGCCGAACUUCUUGACUCAAAAUUUAAAAGUUUUAGGGAGUCUUUUUUCUCUGAUAUGAAGUCAUUCAUCAGAAGUGAAAUAAAUUCUGCUAUUGAAAAAACAAAACAAAAAUUCACUGAAACGACGGGUUUUUUGCAGUCAGAAAAUAAAGAUAUAAAAGCUUCCCUAUCUGUUGUUGAAACUCACAUCAGCGAACUAGAGAAACAAAAUUGCAAUUAUCUGAAAAAUAUUACAAAUUUGCAGAAUCACUUGGAGUCUAUAGAAAAAGUUACGCGAAAUCGCAACGUUGAAAUACAGGCUGUCCCUGAAAAACGUAAUAAAAACGUACUUGCCAUAGUAAAAAACCUUUAUAAGACCUUAAGCUUACAAAUCAAUGACGAUGAAGUCAGCUCAUGUCAUAGAGUUGCUAAGUUACCAUCUACUUCUGCAAGCCGUCCACGCAAUAUUCUAGUGAGCCUUCUAACUAUUCGUUACAGAGACAAAUUAAUUUCAACAGUGAAACGUUUUAACAAAGCCAACCCAAGGGAUCGGAUAAGGUCAGUGCAUCUUGGUGUAGCUGGCCAUCCUACGAUACGAGAACCGAGCACCUGUCACCCGAGUGCAAGGAACUCCAUUCGGCUACUUGAAUAA
Parnassius mnemosyne (clouded apollo) is the source of this 1002-nucleotide messenger RNA. The record is from the annotation of a GenBank genome assembly. NCBI's taxonomy places the organism in Eukaryota, Metazoa, Arthropoda, Insecta, Lepidoptera, Papilionidae.